AUUCUCAAACCUAGAGGAGACAAGAACGUUUUUAAAGUCAAACGAGAAAAUCGACAAACUCAGCUCAAUAAAAAACUCUUGUUUUGUUCUACACUAGCCUAGUUUUUAUACGUUCUAUUCCAACACAGACAUUCUUCAGACGGCGACUAUUCAGCGGUUGAGACAAGCGUAAAGAAGCGCACCUAUCCUCUGCUUCACCUACAGACACGUAGACUCGAUAAUGAAAGUCUACGCACAAGAUUCGCUGAUCCUACCUCAGCAUAGUUACCAAGUGAUCCAAGACACAAUGACGGUCGAGUCGCAUGGAUCAGUGCGGGUUCUGGGUCCAAUCCUAGCUCGGGGCAACAUUUGGAUCCAACCAAAAGGCUCCAUGCUGGUCAGCCGAGACGGCCAGCUGACCAUCCAAGGGUCCCUCUCGCUCCUCGGUACCCUGUCGGUAGAGGGUAGCCUGACAGUGCGGGGUAGCCUGAUGCUACACAGCUACCUGAUGGUGGACGGCACGGUGAGCGUAAUGGGGCCCCUCACUGUGUGCGGUAUCCUGAUCAUUGGAGGCGCCCUCACGGUACAAGGUCACAUGACCAUAGAGGCAGAAGGCUCCGUCAUAGUGGAUGGCACAUUAACAGUUCAAGGUCGACUCAAUGUCAGGCCGCGAGGUCAGCUUAAUGGACGACCGCCAGCCACCUUAAAUGUUCAAGGUCAUUUCAUGGAAUUUCCGGGCCAACAGGAGCAGAGUUUACCAAGCAGCCAUUCUAAGUUAGGUCUCGCAGGGAUGUGUAGGGGUGGGGCCGACAGGGGCGGGUUCAACAGGGACGGGUUCAACAGGGGCGGGUUCAGUACGACUGUUUACACCGACUGACACUAACGACACCAACGACAAAUCGAUGACAGUGACAGAAAACGACUUAAACAACGUUUUUACUUUUAUUAUUUGUUUACUUAUAUUUUAUACUCAGUUUAAAUAAAAUUUUACA
Messenger RNA from Physella acuta, 971 nucleotides. RefSeq lists its product as uncharacterized. Lineage: Eukaryota; Metazoa; Mollusca; Gastropoda; Physidae. The record is from RefSeq and is a predicted model, not a curated record.